Molecule: messenger RNA, 5089 nt
Organism: Neohortaea acidophila
Lineage: Eukaryota; Fungi; Ascomycota; Dothideomycetes; Mycosphaerellales; Teratosphaeriaceae
Product: AROM pentafunctional protein, ARO1
Exons: 1
Coding region: 182-5014 (1610 amino acids)
Biological process (GO): aromatic amino acid biosynthetic process; chorismate biosynthetic process
Cellular component (GO): cytoplasm
Molecular function (GO): 3-dehydroquinate dehydratase activity; 3-phosphoshikimate 1-carboxyvinyltransferase activity; shikimate 3-dehydrogenase (NADP+) activity
Source: RefSeq, a predicted model, not a curated record
CCUCCAAUGACUCGACGGGAGCCAUUGUAAUCGCCCUUGCUGCAACCACACCCAAACUCCUGUUCUACGCGCUCCUCACACUCGUUUUUGAGCUACACACAUCCGACGGCGGCCCGUUCGGUCUGCUGUGGCCUUUGCGGCUAGACCUUCUCCUGCCUUCCCUCUACCAGCUCCUCCCAACAUGGCCACCACCACGAGCGUCGACUCUCCGACGAUCAAAAUCCCUAUCCUCGGGAAAGAAAGCAUCAUCGUUGACUACGGCUUGUGGCACAGCUACAUUGCCGCCGAUAUUCUCAACAACAUCCCCAGCUCCACCUACGUCUUGAUUUGCGACACCAACCUCGCCCAGCUCGACUAUGUCUCGCAGUUCAAGACUCGCUUCCAGGCAGAGCGUGAGUCGUUGGGCAAAGGAUCUAACGAAGCGCGCCUGUUGAUCUACGAUCGGAUACGGCCGGGCGAGCGGAGUAAGAGCAGGAAGACGAAGGCUCAGGUGGAAGAUUGGCUGUUGGAGCAAGGAUGCACAAGAGAUACGGUGCUUCUCGCCCUCGGUGGAGGGGUAAUAGGCGAUCUCAUUGGCUUCGUGGCUGCUACAUACAUGCGCGGAGUCCGCUUCUGCCAAAUUCCGACUUCGCUGCUCGCCAUGGUGGACAGCAGUAUCGGUGGAAAGACGGCGAUUGACACUCCCUCUGGCAAGAACCUGAUAGGCUCGUUCCACCAGCCCGAGAGAAUCUACAUUGAUCUCACAUUCCUGGAGACGCUAGACAAGCGGCAGGUGUGCAACGGGAUGGCGGAAGUGGUCAAGACUGCCGCAAUUUGGGACGCAGAGGAGUUUGAGCGACUCGAAGACAACGCCAGCGCGAUCAUGGCUGCGCUAGACCGACCAAUUGGGCCCGGGAGAUUCGACGGGGUUGCCGAGGUCUUCAAGAGGAUUGUACUCGGCUCUGCAAGAGUCAAGGCGGAAGUCGUCUCCGCAGACGAAAAGGAAGGCGGCCUGCGGAACUUGUUGAACUUCGGCCAUUCGAUUGGGCACGCAUAUGAGGCUAUCUUGGCCCCGGAGAUACUACAUGGCGAAUGUGUGGCUGUCGGGAUGGUAGCAGAAGCUGAGCUGUCACGGUACCUUGGCACUCUCUCACCGAGUGCUGUUGCGAGGAUUACGAAAUGCACCGCGUCAUACGGCUUGCCUACGACUGUGCACGACAAGCUCAUUACCAAGCACACCAACAAAGUCCCGCAGUGCACCGCCGAUAGACUACUUCGAAAGAUGGCCAUCGACAAAAAAAACUCUGGGUCGCAGAAGAAAGUUGUCCUGCUCUCAUUGGUUGGCAAGUGCUACGAAGAGAAAGCUUCCAGCGUCACCGACAAGGACAUCCGCAUUGUUUUGUCACCGGCCAUUGCUGUCAAACCCGGUGUACCGCACAACCAAAGUGUUGAGUGCCGGCCGCCAGGUAGUAAAAGCAUAUCUAAUCGGGUCCUGUUGCUCGCAGCUCUUGGACAGGGGACGUGCAGGAUUCGCAACUUGUUGUCUUCCGAUGACACGCAGUACAUGCUCUCCGCAAUCGCCAAGCUGGGUGGUGCGAGCUACUCUUGGGAAGACCAUGGAGAGACGUUAGUCCUCCAUGGGAAUGGUGGCAGCCUCACAGCAAGUCCGGACGAGGUCUACAUCGGCAACGCUGGUACCGCCUCCCGCUUCUUGACCACGGCUGUCUCUCUCGCUCAGGCCACUCCCGAUGCCACGCACACUGUCCUGACUGGCAACAAACGAAUGCAAGAACGACCGCAAGGACCUCUUGUCGAUGCACUGAGGAGUAACGGUGUGGAUAUUGAAUACCUCAACGUCGAUUCACAAAGCCUUCCACUCAGGAUCGCAGCCGCUGGUGGUUUCGAAGGAGGAGACAUUGAGCUCACGGCGAAAGUCUCAAGUCAAUACGUCUCAUCUAUCCUGAUGUGCGCGCCGUACGCCAAGAAGCCAGUCACGCUGCGAUUAGUCGGAGGCAAAGUCAUCUCGCAGCCCUACAUCGACAUGACAAUCGCCAUGAUGGCCUCUUUCGGCGUGCAGGUGGAGCGAAGCAACACGGAAUCGAACGUGUAUCACGUGCCGAAGCAGAAUUACACCAACCCGGCCGAGUACGAAGUCGAGAGCGAUGCUUCUUCUGCUACGUACCCACUCGCUGUGGCCGCGAUCACUGGAACCACUUGCACCGUUCCAAACAUUGGAUCGAGGUCUCUGCAAGGCGAUGCGAUGUUUGCAAAGUCCGUGCUGGAGCCUAUGGGCUGUACGGUGGAGCAGACAAAAACUUCAACCACAGUGACUGGCCCUCCCAUUGGAAAGCUGAGGGCGAUCGCGUCUGUCGAUAUGGAAAGCAUGACCGAUGCUUUCCUCACCGCCGCGGUUUUGGCUGCUGUUGCAGAGCCUGAUAAGGAGGGUCGUAGGACGACCAGAAUUACGGGCAUCGCAAAUCAGAGACAAAAGGAGUGCAACCGGAUCAAAGCCAUGUGCGAUGAACUGAAGAAGUUUGGAGUGGAGUGCAGAGAGCUCGAAGACGGGAUCGAAAUCGAUGGGAAAGGCGAUGGCGCCAAGGGUGUCAAAGAACCUCGAGGUGGCGUGCACUGCUACGACGACCACCGAGUGGCCAUGAGCUUCAGCGUACUCGGAACAGUCGCACCUAUGGAGACCGUGAUAUUGGAGAGGGAGUGCGUGGGGAAGACGUGGCCAGGGUGGUGGGAUGUCCUUCACCGGACCUUCGGCGUGGAAUUGGCUGGUGCUGAACAACACCGUGCUCUUACGAAUGGGGUCAACGGAUAUUUGAACGGCCAUCACGGCUCCCCGAUCGUGAAGAAAAGCAUAUUCAUCAUCGGCAUGCGGGCUGCGGGCAAGACUACUGCCGGCGGCUGGGCGUCUCGAAUCCUGGGAUGGCCCUUCAUCGAUCUGGACACAGAACUGGAGCGUGUCGAGGGAAUGACUAUCCUGGAGAUGCUCAAAGACAAUGACUGGGAGGACUUCCGAGCAAGAGAGCUUCGUUUACUCAAACGAGUCAUGACUGAUCACCCGACAGGGUACAUCUUCGCGGCCGGAGGAGGCCUGGUUGAAACACCGGAAGCGCGACAACUGUUGAAAGACUGGCAGAAGGAAGGCAUGGUCAUCCUAGUCACGCGCGAGGUCGGAUUGAUCGUGGACUACUUGAACAUCGACAAGACCCGCCCAGCAUACGUGGAGGACAUCAUGGGCGUCUAUCUCCGACGCCGCCCUUGGUACGAGGAAUGCAGCAACUUGCACUACCAUUCUCAGGCUGUGGAUGAAAGUGCGGCGAUUGCGGGUUGGACAUCGCCUCUGGACGACUUCAGCCGCUUUCUGUAUACCAUGACCGGACGUGCGGAGGCGUUGGCGCGGAUUCGGAAGAAGAAGCACUCCUUCUUCGUCGCUCUCACUGCACCGACGAUCCAAAGUCUCACACCUCUAUUGCCCCAGGUCACUAUGGGUGUCGACGCAAUCGAGUUGCGAGCGGACCUUCUGGUCGACCCCGAGUCGAAGGAUGGCAUGCCAACCGCGGAAUUCCUUGUGGAUCAAGUAUCGCUUCUGCGAGCCUCGAGCACAUUGCCACUGAUUUUCACGCUGAGGACGAUAUCCCAGGGUGGUCGUUUCCUCGACGACAAUAUCCCGCGAGCGCUGGAGCUGUAUCGAGUCGCUCUGCGGAUGGGCUUCGAUUUUGUCGAUCUGGAGCUGACAUCCUCCCCCGAACUGAAGGAUUUCGUGCUCGCCCAUCGCAAGAUGUGUACGAUCAUCGCCUCCCACCAUGACCCCAAGGGCCUUCUUUCGUGGUCGAACGAGGGAGAAGACUGGCUGCCGCAUUUCGAAGCCGCAAGGGAGUACGGAGAUAUCGUCAAGCUGAUUGGCGUGGCGAAGUCCACAGAAGACAAUGACGAUCUGAAGGCUUUCAAGAAAUGGGCCGCGGCGGAGUACGCUGACGUCCCUUUCAUUGCUAUGAAUAUGGGUGAAGCGGGGAAAAUGAGCAGAGUCAACAACCACUUCAUGACGCCAGUGUCUCAUCCUGCGCUGCCGUCCGCAGCCGCUCCGGGCCAGGUCUCUGCAGCAGAUAUCCGGACCGUGCUGGGCAUAGUCGGAGACAUUCCCGCUCGAAAGUACUACCUCUUUGGCAAGCCGAUCAGCCAAAGCAGGAGUCCAGCAUUACACAACACGCUCUUCAGCCUCACCGGACUGCCCCACCAAUAUGGUCUGUUCGAGACGAACGACGCUCAGGAUGUUAAAGACCUCAUCCGCUCGCCUACCUUCGGCGGCGCCAGCGUCACCAUUCCCUUGAAAUUAGAUGUCAUGCCCCUGAUCGACGAAAUCGACAGCGCAGCCAAUACCAUCGGAGCCGUCAACACCAUCGUCCCAGUGCAUGAUGACAAUGGCAAGACGGUGCUGAGAGGCUACAACACCGACUGGCAAGGCAUGAUUCUCGCGCUCCGCAACGCCGGCGCCGGCCGCAAGAGCACGGGCAAGGAAGCCGGUAUGGUGGUUGGCGGCGGCGGCACGGCUCGCGCGGCCAUCUACGCUCUCAAGGAAAUGGGCUACAGUCCUGUUUAUUUGAUCGGUCGCAACAAGGCGAAGCUCGCGACGCUUACGCAGAGCUUCUCGGAGGAGUACAACAUCCAUCUCGUUAGCAGUGUUGAAGAGGCUGUUGCGCUACCCGCGGAUGCACAGCCUACUGUGGCCAUUGGAACGAUUCCUGGCGACGUACCGAUCGAUGCGGCGAUGCAGGAGAUUCUCGCUGCGAUUUUCCAGGCCCGCACGGGUGCAAGUGACAACGGUGCAGGAAAGGUGUUGCUCGAGAUGGCCUACAAGCCUGCAGUCACGAGUUUGAUGCAGCUGGCGCAGGCCAACGGGUGGAGGAGUGUGCCUGGGUUGGAGGCGUUGGUUGGGCAGGGGAUUCAUCAGUUCAAGCUUUGGACGGACAUUAUGCCGUUGUAUGAGGCUAGUCGAGAGGCGGUCGUGGGAGGGAAUGGGAAAGUGUAGAUUUCUGGUGCUAGCGGGUGUGGUUUGUUUGAUUGUAUGUAGAUACCCUGUAUCACACUUUGCACGUUCUUCGCG